GGGAGGUCAACCACUUUUGUUUGUCGAGGGGCCACGUUUCGUUUCGUCCUUAAACUAGUUUCAGCAUCCCGAAUAGCACUGUAAACAGUUCAUUGAUAUUGCGUGGGCUAUUUUUGAUCACAGUUAGCUGAAAAUCAAUUUUCGAUGAUUGAAUAUGAGGCAAAUUUUCUUAUUGAAAAGACAUUCAGUUUCACUUAUGGCCAGUAACAGAAUGGAAACAGAAGAUAAGGAGACUCAGUUUGAAGAAGAUAUGCAAAUCAAAGAAGAGCCCCCUGAUGACAGCGAGGAGGUAGACUAUGCAGUGUCCAAGAUGGAUAACAAGGAUGAAAGUCAAAGUGAUGAGGAGGGAGAUGGGGAGCCUCAGAUGCGCCUGUUGUUGCGCCCAUGGCUGGAAGCCCAGAUAGAAAGUGGUGAGAUUCCUGGUCUCAACUGGAUAGAUAAUGAGAGGACGCUGUUCCGAAUACCCUGGAAACAUGGUGCCAAGACUACCUUCACCGCCACAGAUGGACUCAUAUUCAAAAAAUGGUCAAUCCACACUGGAAGGUUCCAUGAUGGGGAGGACCCUAACUAUGCCAUGUUAAAGACCAGGCUGAGAAUGGCCAUUAAUAAGGCACCAGAUAUUGAAGAAGUAAAAGAGCUGCGGAAUAAGGAAGGCGACAGUCAGUUUAAAGCCUUCAGAUUCCUGCCAAAUCCAAAAUGUGGGAGGGGGCAAUCAAGUGGACAUGUAAGCACCAGUGAAGAGGAGGAAGAUGACUGCAAACUUGAUGUGUUGGAGCAAAGGUCCCCCCUGCUGGAGCCAAAGUCUGAAAAGACGGAAGGAGGCUGUGGAUUACUGGAACAAACCUCCCCCUUACUGGUGCCAAAAUCUGAGACCAGCAGUCUGCUCAACACAGAGUGUUGUGAUGAAAUGAGUCUACAUCAGCCAGCACUGUUGGCAGAAAAUGGUAGUGGCAGUAAUGGCGACAACCAGGAGAAAUCAAUAAUGACCGUGGCUGUAAACCAGGUUCCAGUCACUUCAGCUUAUUUAAGUGAAGAAACAAUGGGUGAUAAACGUCAGAGGACUGAUGAAUCUAAAAGUGAAAAUUUGAUGCAAAGCUUUUGCCCUAGUUUCAUGAAGCCACAGUCUGUAGAUGUUCCAAAAGUAGCACAUUCUCCAGGCCUGCCCAUUUCUGACAUACCUAAAACUGUUGAAAGUGAGACUGAUAUGCAACAAUCACAAGAUGACAGUGAUCAAAAACCAAACGUACUGAAGAGAAAACCAGAGACCAAAGAAAUGAAUUGUCAAAGUACUGAGAUGACUGUAAGCUCAAAAAUAUUCCCAAGUAAUCUUCAAAGAAAAAACAGGACUCUAUAUUCAUUUUUGACGACAGAGGAUGACCCUAAAGAAGAUAGAAGGCCUCGUAUAUUGAGAAAGAAGCCAAAGAUAUAUGUGAUCCUGCAUCAAAAAACUGCAUUGAAACCAGAUUCAAUAUCUCAGCCAGUGCAGUCACUAUUAGUGGACAAUAAUUCUCCAGUCACAGUACAGGCAGUUUCAAAUGAUGAUACCAGUUCAUCUGUGGCAGCACAGGCAAUUCCAGUUAGUUGUUCCAACAAUGAUGAUGUUGGAUCUGUUGAAGGGAAUAUGAGAGUGAACAACAGUGAAACCUCACAGUCAGAGGUGACCUCAGCAGUAUCGCAUAACGAAAUCACAAGAAGAAUUAAGAAAAUACUAACAGCAAAGAAUGACAAAACCAAGCUAUACUUGAUUUCAGACAGUGACAGUGAUUUAACAAAAUAUGAAGUAAAAGACCCACAGAUGAAAAUAUUGAACAGGUUCAAACCAACCACAACUAUCACAAGGGACCACAGUGGCCCAGAGCCUAAUCAAACCAAUCCACAGCAUUUCACUUAUGUAAAGAGAAAUAUAGAGCCUGUAAAGGACAUUGGCUUUCAGCUCAUGGACCAACUACAAACUGAUACAAACACCCUUGCACAAAGCAAAUACAUGUCCAUACAUGUCGGUCAAAGGAGAGAAGGCAUCAUUCCUGAAAACAAGGAAAGCAUUUCCACAGUGCAGAGGGAGGGCAGUGUAGAUAAGCCAGCUCAGGAAACCCAAGGUGCUGAUAAACCGGAACAGGAAUCACAAGAUGUUGCAAAGUCUGAGCAGUUGGUCACCUGGAAGGCUGUGAAACAGACUACACCUUCAGGGAACAAUGUAGCAGUAUUAACUAAGGUUGCUUCAAGCAACAUACCCAACCAGCCGGUGCCGGUUUUACUAAUACGCAAUUUGCAUCAGAAAGACACCCUGCCACCAUCCUUCUUGACAUCCACGGAGCAAACAAACCAGACAGACACCUCCCCAUUGCAAGUUUCUUUAACUGAUUCCUCCAAAGAUGAACCACUGCCUUUGGUGAUCAGUGAUGUUCGAAGCCUAUCAGGGGAAGGUCAAAAACAAGAUGAUAUGUCAAAGAGUAAUCCAACAAAGGAAGAAAAGGUACUUCCAAAACAUGACCACAGUGGUGACUUAAGUGAGGCUGGAAUGAAAACAAAACCAGCAGUUUCAAGUUCUGCAACGGCUCCAAGUUUUUUAGUGCAUGCAGUCAGAACAGGUAGAACUAUGUCAGUUGUGAAAAUUAUCCCAACUACCAAAAGUGGAGUGCAAUCAGCGUUUUCAUGUGUUCAAAAUAAAGUGGAAAAUCCACCAAAGAUUUGGAGUAGGGCACAUCCAAGAAAAGCCAAGGAGAAGGCCAUGGUUAAAAUACACGAGGAAGCUCAAACUAACACAAAUGAUGAAGAUUCUGGAGAUGAUGGAUCUGAAGUAAGAGAUAAGUUGUUGGGCAAAUUGGACAAGUCAGUACAAUUUCCAGAGGAUUCUGAUGAUUGCAGUCUUGUCAGCAAGGGUGACAGUAACAUUCAUGGUCAAGGUCAGAGCACUUACUUUACCAAGGAAGGCAAUGCUCUGGCAGGGAAAUUACUGAAAUCUGAAAAGCAACUCAAAUAUAUGGGCACCCGCAAUUUUUUUAAAGCAAUGGAUUCGGGGAAUUCUUACCUGUUUUGUGAAAUAUGCGGUCGCCUCUUGACUACAACUUACAGGCAUCGUUAUGCACACAGAAGAUUUCCAGAAAUUUGCUUGUGGAUUUUGGCUCCAAAGACUUGCCGCCCAGAACAUAAAUUUCAAAUGUGUUGCUGUGGCAAGAAAAGUAUUAAAAUGGGAAUAGACAUGUAUAAAGGACACCAGACAAAUUGCCAGGCCUUUGCCUCCCGUACUUCAUUGAUGACAACACAAACCAUCCAGAACUUUUCAUGUUGGUAUUGUCCAGCAAAAUUCCCCACAUUUUUGAAGGGAAAAAACCACUUGCAGGUGGCCCAUGCAUCACAACCCCCUAUUUUGGUUGAUCUGGCAGUGACAAAAUCUCAGAGCAAGUGGUUCCUGUGCCCUGAUUCAAAUUGCUUUUUCAUGGCACUCAGAGCACAGACAAUUAUGAGACAUGCCAAGGCAUUCCAUAAUUCAACAGACAUAAUGUGUCAUGCAGCUUUGGAGCAACUUGCAAUUAUGGAAGAUCCAUUGGAGCGAGACCAAGAAGAGGAAGAACUGCUAAAUGCUGACGGCAUAGAAGUGUUGAUAGCUUAUGAGGAAACAACCAAGGCAAAAGAAACUGAGCUGCUAAGUGAAAAUGGAGGGUUUGGGAAACAGGUUGAGGAGUCAUUGGCCAGUGAUGGUCCAGAAAAGGGGGAACUUUCAAGCUGCAAUGAGGCGACAUAUGCAGAGAGCUUUGAAGACUAUAUAGAACAGAGAAGAACAUUAAUGGGAAGGAACUAUGGUUAUUUGUGUGUGCACUGCAAUUUUAACUCCAUGCGAGAAAUGCCAAUGAAGGUUCACAUUCUGGAAUGUCACCCUGGCAGAGAGGUAGUCAUGGUGGAUUUGCGUAGACGUCAGCGCAAGCAGUCCAUGUUGGCGUAUUUCUGUGAGGACAGAAAUUGUGACAUAGCUAGUCCUUUGAUGCACUGGCAUACACCAGAAGAUAUUUAUUUCACAAAGCCUGAAAAGAAAGCAAGACAAAAUCAGUUCCUGAAACCUGACAUGGAACUUAGUGAUUCAGCAAAUGACACUGAUUGUGAUAUUAUUGUAAAUGAGAGUUUGAUAAAAAUUGACCAAGACGAGGAAGAUUGGAAAAGUUCUGAAUCUCAAGAAAUGGUGCAAGAAGAUAGAAGUGAAUCACAAGGGGUGCCACAUAUAUAUGAAACAACAAAGGUUCAGAGAAACUUUUUUUCAGAUGAGAGGCUAUUACAGUCUUCUCUAGGUUAUAAGUGUAAGUACUGUGAUUACCAGUCCUUGCAAAGUAUGGAUAUCAAAAUGCACAUCUUGGAUGUUCACAUAAAUUCCAACCCAGUAAUGGUCAAUUUGGAUAGAUUGCGGGGAAAAUUAGCUAGUAAAAUGUUUUUUUGUAAGAAAAGAACCUGUGACAUUUUCAACCUCAACAAGCAUAUUCAUUCAAAUGGACAGGUUAUUUUCCAAAGUGCGGAUAUUGUUAGGAGAAACAGGAUUAAAAAAGAAAUAAUACUCACCCAACCAAGAAGGAGAGAUGACCGUGGGAAUAACCUUAGACGUGGCAUUGGACCUGAAAAGGGCUUUGGUGUUGAAUCUGACUCAGAAACCUUAGAUUCAGGUUCAAAGGAUUCUUUCCAAGAGGAGCUAAGGGCUUACACAAAGGUAACUUUGGGUAAAAGAAAAAGAGGGGAAGAUUCAAAUUCAGAAGACUCAUUCCACACCAUGAAUGAAAUAAGUGCAGAACCAACUAAUCCCUUCUAUUCUCUUGACUCAGCUCAAGAAAUCGAGCAAGAGGGUAGACAUAAAUCAGAAAGGGAGGAUGUGCCACAUGAACAUGAAGCAAAAGAGGACCAGAGAAGGUUAGGUGAAGUCCUGUCACGGUGGUCUUUAGGUUACAAGUGUUAUUACUGUGAUUACAAGUCUGUUCUAGGUAUAGAUGUCAAAAGCCACAUCCUGGAUACUCACUGCAAUUGGGAGCCAGUCAUUGUCAAUUUGGAUAAACGGCAGUCAAGAUUAGCCAGUAAAAUGUACUGUUGUGAGGACAGAGCAUGUGAAAUUUUAGACUUCAGCAGGCAUAGUCACUUAGACAGUGGAAGGGUCGUUUUCAAGCCAGUGGAUGUUAAGAAAAGAAAAAAGAUUAAAAAAGAAAAAGCACUUACUCAAAUGAGCCUGAGGCACCUGGGGAAGGACAGUGGACACAAUAAAGAUCUUGAUAUUGAGUCUGACUCAGGAAACGUGGAUUCAAGAGACCUAUUCCAUGCCAUGAAUGAAAUAAGUACAGAACUACCUGUCCAUACCAGGGGGAGCAGCAGUUUUAAUGAACCAUUGGUCUAUCUUGACCAUGACACCAGUGGUUCAAUUUCAUCUGAGAUAUUGGAACAUCAGAUGAGAUUACAGAGAAAGGAAGAAAAAGAAACAAAUAAAAGUAUGUCUGACUCGGACUUGGAGUCUUCCAAACCCCUACAGGAGGACAUUGAAUUUGAUAGCAGCGGAUGCCAUACAUCCGAGACCACAGGAAAAUAUCUCCAUGGUCAAGACCCUUAUGAAAAGAUGCUAACCCAUGCUGUCUCUCCUUUGUUUCCUUCAAGUCGUAGAAAACAAACUAUCUUAAGCAGACAGGAGGUUGUAGAAGAGUUUUCAGUUGAAGUUGAAGAUGGUUCAGUCAAUUUUAAGCCACGUGUCAAGCAGGCAAAAAAAGGAAGAGUUCAGCAGUGUUUUUACUGUAGAGAUGGCUAUAUUUCUGACGACCUUGACAGAAUGCGCAUGCACUUCCAGACAGACCACAAAGGCCAGGAGUGGCUGGUCUUCGGCUGCUUAAGGUCCAAUGAUAAACACCAAACUUUGUAUGUGUGCCCAUCAAUCAAUUGCCCCACUAUCAAGCCAUCCAAAGAAGAGCUGUUAAAACACGAGGCAGAACAUUCCUACCAGUGUUAUCCUGGGAUUGGGUACAAGAAACCCUCUUAUUCAUGUCAGUUUGAGUCUGCAAAUUUAAAAGAUAUGAGAAUGCACAUUGAGGCUUGUCAUAGAAGCGAAGUGUUCAAAGUCUUCAGGGAUAAAUUGCGUGCCCAGAGGAAACAAAUGGCAAAGGUUUUUGUGUGUUUGCUUCCAGAAUGCGAGCUUCUCAUGAUGACAGAGGAUUUGUUCCUUGAACAUAAGGAAGCUGCCCAUACCUGAGUCUGGAUAGGCUUUGGAUGGCUUACAAAAUAUGUCAGAAGUUUUCCAAGGCUGGCAGUUACAGAAAACUCCUGUAUAACUUUGUGCCAGGAAAAGGUGCAAUAGUUACAGACAUUUGCAUUUCUGAACACAUUACUAAUUAAAGUGAAUUAAUAUUGAAAAGUUAGUUAACAAACCCAUCAUCCCUUUUUUGAUGAAAUCAGAAUUUUUUUACCUUCAUUUUUUAAUGGGACUGGUAAAUGGGAGAAAUUUACAGUUGACAUGAAAUAAAAAUGCAUACCAGUAAAUUUAUUUUAAUGCUCUUAAAUCACUCACCAUGUGGGUUUACAUUUCCUUCCAUGUAAAAAAAAAAAAAAA
Lingula anatina is the source of this 6559-nucleotide messenger RNA. RefSeq lists its product as uncharacterized. Gene Ontology annotation, cellular component: nucleus. Gene Ontology annotation, biological process: immune system process; regulation of transcription by RNA polymerase II. Gene Ontology annotation, molecular function: DNA-binding transcription factor activity, RNA polymerase II-specific; RNA polymerase II cis-regulatory region sequence-specific DNA binding. The record is from RefSeq and is a predicted model, not a curated record. Lineage: Eukaryota; Metazoa; Brachiopoda; Lingulata; Lingulida; Lingulidae.